UUUUCUUUUUUUUUGAUUCUAAGUACAUAUCUCAGUUGAUUGAAAUGCAAUUGUUUGUCCCAGGUUCAUCUGUACCAUCCUUAGUUUCGUUGUCUACUCCAUAAGCAUGAAAGCUCUCUUACGAAACCAAGGUACAAUCUUUCACCAUUAUCACAAAUUCUCUCUCGCAUUCUCACAUGGCGACAAGUUCUCAUCUUCCUCCAACAACAGACCCUUUGAUCAGAAUUCGACACCCAUCUCAUCUAUGGAGGUGGGUAGUCAAGGAAGUUUGCGAAAAUCGGAAUGGGUUAGACAAGGCAUCGAUAGUGUGUGUCAGAUUUUGGAGGGUCGUUCAUGGGGACCUUCUCUGGAAAAUGCACUACCUGUGUUUGAUGAAAUGCCUCACACAGAGUUAGUCAAUGGAGUUUUAAAGAGGCUCAAGGAUUUUGAUCUAGCAAUGAGCUAUUUUCGAUUUGUUGAGACGAAAACCAACAAAGCACAUUGUCCAGAAGCUUAUAAUUCGCUUCUCAUGGUAAUGGGUAGGAGCAAAAAAUUUGAUUGUCUUGAUCAGAUUUUGGAGGAAAUGAGUCUUUCUGGGUUUGGCCCGUCUAACAGUACUUGUUUUGAUUUAGUUGUCAGCUGUGUCAAGUCUCAUAAGCUGCGAGAAGCGUUUGGCUUCAUAGAAUCCAUGAGAAAAUUCAAAUUUCGCCCUGCAUUUUCGGCUUAUACAACUCUGAUUGGUGCUUUGUCUGCAGUUCUUGAACCUGACCUCAUGCUUACUCUAUUUCAUCAGAUGCAAGAGCUAGGCUAUGAAGUGAAUGUGCAAUUGUUCACAACGCUCAUUCGCGUGUUUGCCAAAGAGGGUCGGGUUGAUGCUGCUCUUUCGUUGUUAGAUGAGAUGAAAAGCAACUGCUUUGAUGCAGAUAUUGUCCUCUAUAAUGUUUGUAUUGAUUGCUUUGGGAAAGCGGGUAAGGUGGAUAUGGCUUGGAAAUUCUUUCAUGAGAUGAAAGCGAAUGACCUUAUGCCCGAUGAUGUGACCUAUACAAGCAUGAUAGGGGUUCUUUGGAAAGCUAAUAGGUUGAAUGAAGCUGUGGAGCUGUUUGAGCAGAUGGAACUUAACAGGAAAGUUCCAUGUGCAUAUGCUUAUAACACCAUGAUCAUGGCUUAUGGCUCGGCUGGAAAGUUCGAUGAAGCUUACAAUUUACUUGAGAGACAAAAACUAAAGGGAAGCAUUCCUAGUGUGAUUGCAUAUAAUAGUAUUCUUACAUGUCUUGCGAAGAAUGGUAGGGUAGAUGAGGCUUUAAGGAUAUUUGAGGAGAUGAAGAAAGAUGCAACCCCUAAUCUUUCAACCUAUAAUAUUCUCAUAGGCAUGCUUUGUAAAGCGGGAAAAGUGGAAGAAGCUUUGGUGAUUCAGGAAGCCAUGAAAGGAGCUGGCUUGUUUCCAAAUGUUUUGACCAUGAAUAUAAUGAUUGAUAGGUUGUGUAAGGCUCAAAAACUUGAUGAAGCUUGCUCUAUAUUUGAAGAAAUGGAUCACAAAGUUUGCACCCCAAAUGCAUAUACAUUUAGUUCUCUGAUAGAUGGGUUGGGAAGACAUGGUAGACUAGAUGAUGCCUAUAGGCUUUAUGAACAGAUGUUAGAUUCUGAUCGGGUUCCAGAUGCCAUUGUCUGUACAUCCCUUAUCCGGAACUUUUUUAAGACUGGAAGGAAGGAAGAUGGUCACAAAAUAUACAAAGAAAUGGUCCGUAGGGGUGUUUUUCCUGACCUUACCCUCCUUAAUACUUACAUGGAUUGUGUUUUUAAAGUUGGUGAAACUGAGAAAGGCAGGGCUUUGUUUGAUGAAAUUAAGGCUCGGGGGUUAACCCCGGAUGUGCGGAGCUAUUCUAUAUUAAUACAUGGCCUUAUUAAAGCAGGUUUUGCAAAUGAGACUUACGGGGUGUUCUAUACUAUGAAGGAACAGGGAUGUGUUUUGGAUACCCUUGCUUACAACACUGUUAUUGAUGGAUUCUGCAAAUCGGGUAAGGUGAAUAAAGCUUACCAGCUUUUGGAGGAAAUGAAGGUGAAGGGUCACCAGCCCACUGUGGUUACCUAUGGUUCUGUUAUUGAUGGGCUUGCUAAGAUCGACAGGCUUGAUGAAGCUUACAUGCUUUUUGAAGAAGCAAAAUCUAAAGGUGUGGAACUAAAUGUAGUCGUGUAUAGUAGUCUCAUUGAUGGCUUUGGGAAGGUGGGUAGAAUUGAUGAAGCAUAUCUGAUCAUGGAAGAGUUGAUGCAAAAAGGAUUAACACCUAAUGUAUACACAUGGAAUUGCUUGCUCGAUGCGUUAGUAAAGGCAGAGGAAAUUAAUGAAGCCCUUGUCUGUUUUAAUUCCAUGAAAGACUUGAAAUGCCCACCCAACACUGUAACUUACAGCAUUCUCAUAAAUGGUCUUUGUAGGGUUCGGAAAUUCAAUAAGGCCUUUGUGUUUUGGCAGGAGAUGCAGAAGCAAGGAUUUAAACCCAAUAUGAUCACUUACACAACCAUGAUCUCUGGUCUAGCAAAAGCAGGAAACAUAUUGGAGGCUAAUGGACUCUUCGAAAGAUUCAAGGCAAAUGGGGGUAUACCCGAUGCUGCUUGUUAUAAUACUAUGAUAGAGGGGUUAAGCAUUUCAAAUAGGGCAAUAGAAGCGUACUCACUUUUUGAGGAAACUCGGUUGAAAGGUUGUAAUAUUUAUACUAAAACUUGUGUAGUACUUUUGGAUGCUUUGCAUAAGGCUGAAUGCCUUGAGCAGGCGGCAAUUGUGGGUGCUGUGUUGAGGGAAACUGCAAAGUCUCAGCAUGCUUCAAGAUACUUAUGACAUCAGUGUUGUAAUUCUUGUUGAUCAUUGAUGGAUCAAUAUGCCAUGUUUUGUUUGGUGAAUUGACACAUACAAGCCCAUGUCAUCUUGCCAGAGAAGCAAAUUAUGGGACACAGAGAGGCGGUUCAUAUAUAUUCUUUGCCUUCUCAAUUCUUAAAAACAGUUGAAUUUGCACCCUUCAAAGGUAUUUCCUUAUCUGAUUGGUAAUCAACUACUACAAGUUGAGAAUAUGAAGUACAAAAUUGAAGCUUUGCACACAAUUGUCAGUACAUGCGGAAGGCAUUUAGCUAUAUUUAUAUUGGAAAAUGAUAUUAUACAGAUUUUUCAUAUUGGAAAA
This is a messenger RNA of Camellia sinensis, 3146 nucleotides long. RefSeq lists its product as uncharacterized. Gene Ontology annotation, molecular function: protein binding. Lineage: Eukaryota; Viridiplantae; Streptophyta; Magnoliopsida; Ericales; Theaceae. The record is from RefSeq and is a predicted model, not a curated record.